Molecule: messenger RNA, 1756 nt
Organism: Fusarium vanettenii 77-13-4
Lineage: Eukaryota; Fungi; Ascomycota; Sordariomycetes; Hypocreales; Nectriaceae
Exons: 1
Coding region: 6-1496 (496 amino acids)
Molecular function (GO): protein binding
Source: RefSeq, a predicted model, not a curated record
ACAUCAUGAAGCCAUACCAUUACACAAUUGAGCAACUCUACCGUGACUGGCGAUAUGCCGUCGAGAAGGACUUUGUCACCACUGAUGGCAAGCCUUUUCCCUACGCCCCAGGCGGUCACUUGCAAUGGGGCAACGAAGAUAGAAAGCUUUCUCUGAGCGGAGAGCCGCGCGAUGCUUGUCUCAGCCGUGAUGGCAAGCGGGCAGCAAUCGUGGUCGACAAAAGAAUCCAAAUCAUCGAUACGGAGACUUGGGAGACCAUUGUUGUUCUCAAAGGCCACACGCGCCCCGUAGACAGCCUUGCGUUCAAACCAAACGACAGCAACAUUCUUGUUUCGUCUGAAGGAACAGAUGCUGAUCGGAUCCGUGGUGACGUUGAGCCGACCAUCAUUGUUUGGGAUAUUGAAAAAGCUAAGAAGGCUCUCCGCUUGGAAGAGUCUGACUUGCACGUCAUCUCCAAGGCUGCUACAGCUGUCGCGGCCUCCAAGUUGGAGGGUCUAGGCUUGGAACUGAAGGAUCCUGGGCAGGUAGAGCUUGAAACAGCUUUGGCGUCUGAGAUCGACCGGGUCAUGGCAAAGCAAGGUAUCACAGACAACAUUCGCAUCUGCGGCCGUCUCCAAAUUGGUCAUCAGCCCGAGAUCUUCAACGGAUCUGGAACUCGAAUGGUGUAUUUGCCUGGAUAUGCCCCGGAAUCCGACGAACCGGUUCCUUGGGAUGUCGUGAUUUGCUCGACGGAUGACUUCAAACCCAUCCUGACCCUGAAAGACCAUACCGAUGAUAUCAAAUGGGUUGGCUGGAGCCCUGAUGAAACACUUCUGGCAACUAUGUCGUUCGGCAAGACAAUUCGCAUCUGGGAUGCUGUCAAGGGCCAUCAAGUUCACUGUUUUGAAACCGACCAUUAUUAUUGGGCCGGCUCCUUCAGCCCUGAUUCGCAGCAUUUCGUCGCCACGGACGGGGUUGGCAUCAUUCAUGUCUAUGCGCUCCAUGCGGACAAGACAUUGUACUGGGAGUUCCAAACUGAGGGUCCAAAGAUGUCCAGAUCCUCAGUCGCCUGGCACCCAAAUGGUAAGCUGGUAGCCGUUGGUGGGAGGAGGGACGGUGAGAUCCUUCUAUUGGAUAUUGUCAACAAAGAGGUGGUCCAGAGACGACUUCUUUCGAACAGAGACUCCAAGGUUGAUGGUGAGGCAAAUCCGAUGAUAGCGGGAUGGUUCGUUGGGGUCAAUCAACUCAAGUUUGUAGACGGGGGGAACAAGCUCGUUGUGUGGAUGAGUGGCGACGGCAGCAUCGAGGUGUUUGACCUGAGUAAGGAAGUAAAGUGGAGGUUUGCGAGAGGUGGAACCGAGGAUGGUCCAGAGGCUGAGAAGUGGAGAGAUGAGAAUGGAAAGGUUACAAGUGAAGCAGGUUCUGGUAUGUUUGUCUUGGAGAAAGAAGGGAAGUUGACCCUGGCCAGCGUUGACUCUGAUGGCGUUCGACUUUGGACUGUGCCAUUGACGGAUUGAAGGGCAGGUACCGGAAGCUCGGUAGGGAUUUGAAAGCGGACAAGAGUGAAUCAAGGAAGAAAGAUGUUCGGUAAGAUUCUGGACGGAGGUUGGUGUCAAGAACUCUCUAGGCUUGCUUAUUUUCCCAUCGUUCGCUCGGUAUGACUUCAAGUCUUGACUUUUCAUAUGAGUUAACUUUUUUGAGGCAUCUGAGAAUGGCUUCGUUCACUAGCAGCUUGGUAUGUAGCUCAGGCAGAUUGCAAGCUCAUCUACUUUUCAAA